AUGCUGGACGGCGCGUACCAGCAGGAUCCGUACCAACAGCAACAUCAACAACAACCUCCGCAACAGGGGCAGGAGUACUACCAGCAGUACGACGACUACGGUCAACCCAUAAACAAUGGGUUCUACGAUCAAACGGACUCGUACUCCCAGGACUACUACAAUGGCAACAACGGUAACAUGCCAGGCCAACCACCCAUGAUGAUGGGUGAUAACGGCGAGAAUUUCUCGGAUUUCAGCUCGUAUGGACCACCAAGGAACGGUCCCGUGCCAGACGCUAACGGUAUGUACCCUCCACCUGGGUCCAUGUACCAGGACCAACAGUACCCACCUUCGCAGCUCAGCUACGGUGACAACGCGAACGCGUUCCAGUCCUCCUCCGGUGCGUCCACGCCAGCGAUGUACGAUCCAAACGCGAUAGCUAUGGCGCUACCUAACGAUCCGUACCCUGCUUGGACCGCAGACUCCCAGGCACCAGUCACCGUCGAGCAAAUCGAGGAUAUCUUCAUCGAUUUGACAACGAGGUUCGGGUUCCAGAGAGACUCGAUGAGAAACAUGUUCGACCAUUUCAUGACUCUCUUGGACUCUCGUUCCUCCAGAAUGUCCCCAGAACAGGCGCUUCUUUCCUUGCACGCGGACUACAUUGGUGGGGAUACCGCUAACUACAAGAAAUGGUACUUCGCCGCGCAAUUGGACUUGGAUGACGCUGUCGGGUUCAGAAACAUGUCUUUUGGGAAACUGUCCCGUAAGGCAAGAAAGGCCAAGAAGAAGGCCAAGAAGGCGAUGAAGGAGGCCAUGGAGAACGGGGAGAACACAGAGGAGACUCUGGAGAAACUAGAGGGCGAUAACUCGCUGGAGGCUGCAGACUUCAGGUGGAAGGCGAAGAUGAACUCCUUGACACCAAUGGAGAGAGUCCGCCACAUCGCGCUGUACUUGCUGAUGUGGGGGGAGGCCAACCAGGUCAGAUUCACCUCCGAGUGUCUGUGCUUCAUUUUCAAGUGUGGGUUGGACUACAUCGACUCGCCGUUGGCGCAGCAACGUACGGACCCAUUGCCCGAAGGUGAUUUCCUGAACAGAAUCAUCACUCCAUUGUACUCGUUCAUAAGAGAUCAAGUCUACGAGGUUGUCGAUGGCAGAUUCGUCAAGAGAGAGAAAGACCAUGCAGAUGUCAUCGGGUACGAUGACGUCAACCAACUGUUCUGGUACCCAGAAGGUAUUGCCAGAAUCGUCUCCACGGAUGAAACGAAAUUGAUCGAUUUGCCAGCAGAGGAAAGAUACAUGAGACUGGGCGAUAUAGUCUGGGGCGAUGUGUUCUUCAAGACUUUCAAGGAAACACGUUCUUGGCUCCACAUGAUCACCAACUUCAACCGUAUCUGGGUCAUGCACAUCUGUAUCUACUGGAUGUACGUUGCCUACAACGCUCCAACUUUCUACACGCACAACUACCAACAACUGGUCGACAACCAGCCUUUAGCUGCUUAUAGAUGGUCCACAGCCGCACUAGGUGGUAGUGUGGCCGCAUUCAUCCAAUUGGUCGCCACCGUCUGUGAAUGGAUUUUCGUCCCCAGGAAAUGGGCUGGUGCACAACAUUUGUCCCGUAGAUUCUGGUUUUUGGUCGGUAUCUUUGGUGUCAAUUUGGGCCCGAUCAUCUUCGUAUUUGCAUAUGAUAAGGACACCGUUUACUCGACGGCAACUCACGCGGUCGGUGCAGUCAUGUUCUUCGUCGCUGUCGCCACUAUCAUUUUCUUCUCCAUCAUGCCUCUAGGCGGGUUAUUCACCUCCUACAUGCAGAAAUCGUCCAGACGCUACGUGGCUUCUCAAACAUUCACGGCGUCGUUUGCCCCCCUGUACGGGUUGGACAGAUGGUUGUCGUAUUUGGUAUGGGUGACAGUGUUUGCCGCUAAAUACUCCGAAUCUUACUACUUUUUGAUUCUGUCGUUGAGAGAUCCAAUCAGAAUCCUGUCAACCAUGACCAUGAGAUGUACCGGUGAGUACUGGUGGGGGGCAAAGAUUUGUAAGCAUCAAGGUAAGAUCACUUUGGGGUUGAUGAUUGCUACCGAUUUCAUCCUGUUCUUCUUGGAUACUUACUUGUGGUACAUUAUCGUGAACACGAUCUUCUCCGUUGGUAAGUCGUUCUACUUGGGUAUCUCGAUUUUGACUCCAUGGAGAAACAUUUUCACUAGAUUGCCAAAGAGAAUCUACUCCAAGAUCCUGGCUACCACUGAUAUGGAAAUCAAGUACAAGCCUAAGGUGUUGAUCUCACAAGUUUGGAACGCUAUCGUUAUCUCCAUGUACAGAGAGCAUUUACUCGCUAUCGACCAUGUGCAAAAACUGUUGUAUCAUCAGGUGCCAUCGGAGAUUGAGGGCAAGAGAACUUUGAGAGCCCCAACUUUCUUCGCUUCACAAGAUGACAACAACUUUGAAACGGAAUUUUUCCCAAAGAAUUCGGAGGCAGAAAGAAGAAUCUCCUUCUUUGCCCAGUCUUUGGCUACCCCUAUCCCUGAACCUCUACCUGUUGACAACAUGCCUACCUUCACUGUAUUGACUCCUCACUACGCUGAAAGAAUUCUUCUUUCUUUGAGGGAGAUUAUCCGUGAAGACGAUCAAUUCUCCAGAGUUACUCUACUAGAAUACUUGAAACAAUUGCACCCAGUCGAAUGGGAGUGUUUUGUUAAGGACACGAAGAUUUUAGCCGAAGAAACUGCCGCUUACGAUAACAGUGACGAAAAUGAUUUUGAAAAGGGUGACACUUUGAAAGCCCAAAUCGAUGACUUGCCAUUUUACUGUAUUGGUUUCAAAUCUGCUGCUCCUGAAUACACUCUGAGAACCCGUAUCUGGGCCUCUUUGAGAUCCCAAACUUUGUACCGUACAGUCUCUGGUUUCAUGAACUACUCAAGAGCUAUUAAGUUGCUGUACCGUGUUGAAAACCCUGAAAUUGUUCAAAUGUUUGGUGGUAACGCUGAAGGUUUAGAAAGAGAAUUGGAAAAGAUGGCCAGAAGAAAGUUCAAGUUCUUGGUUUCUAUGCAAAGAUUGGCCAAAUUCAAACCUCACGAAUUGGAAAAUGCUGAAUUUUUGUUGAGAGCGUACCCUGACCUGCAAAUUGCCUACCUGGAUGAAGAACCUCCUCUACACGAAGGCGAGCAACCUAGAAUCUACUCCGCUUUGAUCGAUGGCCACUGUGAAAUUUUGGACAAUGGUCGUAGACGUCCUAAGUUUAGAGUACAAUUGUCUGGUAACCCUAUUCUGGGUGACGGUAAAUCCGAUAACCAAAACCAUGCUUUGAUUUUCUACAGAGGUGAAUACAUCCAGUUGAUUGAUGCUAACCAGGAUAACUAUUUGGAAGAAUGUCUGAAGGUCAGAUCUGUUUUGGCUGAAUUUGAAGAACUGAACGUCGAACAGGUUAACCCUUACGCUCCGGAAUUGAAAUACGAAGAACAAACCACAAACCAUCCAGUUGCCAUUGUUGGUGCCAGAGAAUAUAUUUUCUCUGAAAACUCGGGUGUGCUUGGUGAUAUUGCCGCUGGUAAAGAACAAACUUUUGGAACUUUGUUUGCUCGUACUCUAUCUCAAAUUGGUGGUAAAUUACAUUACGGUCAUCCGGAUUUCAUCAACGCUGCGUUUAUGACCACCAGAGGUGGUGUGUCAAAGGCUCAAAAGGGUUUGCAUUUGAACGAAGAUAUUUAUGCCGGUAUGACUGCUUUAUUGCGUGGUGGUCGUAUUAAGCACGUUGAAUAUUAUCAGUGUGGUAAAGGUAGAGAUUUAGGUUUUGGUACUAUUUUGAAUUUCACGACGAAGAUUGGUGCCGGUAUGGGUGAACAGAUGUUGUCCCGUGAGUACUACUAUUUGGGUACGCAGUUGCCUAUUGACCGUUUCUUGACAUUCUACUAUGCUCAUCCAGGUUUCCAUUUGAAUAACUUCUUCAUUCAAAUGUCUCUGCAACUGUUCAUGUUGACUCUGGUUAAUUUGCAUGCUUUGGCUCACGAGUCUAUUAUUUGUAUUUAUGACAAAAACAAGCCAAAAACGGAUAUUCUUUACCCAAUUGGCUGCUACAAUCUGUCUCCGGCUAUUGAUUGGGUUAGACGUUACACGCUGUCUAUUUUCAUUGUUUUCUGGAUUGCCUUCAUUCCUAUUGUUAUCCAAGAACUGAUUGAAAGAGGUGUUUGGAAGGCCACUCAAAGAUUCUUCCGUCAUAUUUGUUCAUUGUCUCCGAUGUUUGAAGUGUUCGCGGGUCAAAUCUACUCUGCAGCUCUGAUCAGUGAUUUAACCACCGGUGGUGCUCGUUAUAUUUCGACAGGUCGUGGUUUUGCGACUUCGCGUAUUCCGUUCUCGAUUCUAUACUCCAGGUUUGCAGGUUCCGCAAUUUAUAUGGGAUCUAGGUCUAUGCUGAUGUUACUGUUCGGUACAGUGUCUCAUUGGCAAGCUGCAUUGUUGUGGUUCUGGGCCUCGUUGUCUGCUCUGAUGUUUUCGCCGUUUAUCUUUAACCCGCAUCAAUUUUCGUGGGAAGAUUUCUUCUUGGACUACAGAGAUUUCAUCAGAUGGCUUUCCAGAGGUAACAGCAAGUACCACAGAAACUCCUGGAUUGGUUACGUCAGAAUGUCUAGGUCUCGUGUUACUGGUUUCAAACGUAAGUUACUAGGUGAUGAUUCCGAAAAGGCUGCUGGUGAUGCUGCCAGAGCUGGCAGAAUGAACUUGAUUAUGGCUGAAAUUUUCCCGUGUGCAGUCUAUGCUGGUGGUUGUUUUAUUGCCUUCACCUUCAUCAAUGCUCAGACUGGUGUUAGAAACGGCCCUGACGACACUGUGAAUUCCGUCCUAAGAGUUAUUAUUUGUACAUUGGGUCCAAUUGCCAUCAACCUCGGUAUUCUGUUCUUCUGUAUGGGUAUGUCGUGUUGUUCUGGUCCAUUGUUUGGUAUGUGCUGUAAGAAGACUGGUGCUGUUAUGGCCGGUUUUGCUCACGGUGUUGCUGUUGUUAUCCAUAUCUGUUUCUUCAUCGUUAUGUGGGUUUUGGAAGGUUUCAGCUUUGUAAAAAUGCUGUUAGGUGUUAUUACCUGUAUUCAGUGUCAAAGAUUUGUCUUCCAGUGUAUGUCUGUGUUGAUGUUGACUCGUGAAUUCAAGAACGACAGUGCCAAUACUGCCUUCUGGACUGGUAAAUGGUAUGGUAAGGGCUUAGGCUGGGCUGCAUGGACACAACCAUCUAGAGAACUUACUGCCAAGGUUAUUGAAUUGUCCGAAUUUGCUGCUGACUUCGUCCUGGGCCACAUCAUUUUGAUUUGUCACUUGCCAUUCCUGCUUAUUCCACAAAUUGAUAGAUUCCAUUCGGUUAUGUUGUUCUGGUUGAAACCAUCUCGUCAAAUCCGUCCUCCUAUCUACUCGCUAAAGCAAGCGCGUUUGCGUAAGAGAAUGGUAAAGAAAUACGCCUCGUUAUACUUUUUGGUGUUGAUCAUUUUUGCCGCUUGUAUUGUUGGACCAGCAGUUGCAUCCUCGCAUGUCCACGAUAUUGGUAAGGGUUUGACUGGUGUUGCUCACAACCUGUUCCAGCCAAGAAACUUGAGUAACAAUGACACUGGUUUGUCCAUGUCUACAUACUUGAGUCACUAUUACACGCAUACUAUCUCAUUGAAGACGUGGUCUACAAUCAAAUAA
Messenger RNA from Huiozyma naganishii CBS 8797, 5637 nucleotides. It is a transcript of the gene FKS1, whose product is annotated as 1,3-beta-D-glucan synthase. Gene Ontology annotation, biological process: fungal-type cell wall polysaccharide biosynthetic process; (1->3)-beta-D-glucan biosynthetic process. Lineage: Eukaryota; Fungi; Ascomycota; Saccharomycetes; Saccharomycetales; Saccharomycetaceae. Gene Ontology annotation, cellular component: 1,3-beta-D-glucan synthase complex; plasma membrane. The transcript has a single exon. The coding region runs from base 1 to 5637 and encodes 1878 amino acids. The record is from RefSeq and is a predicted model, not a curated record. Gene Ontology annotation, molecular function: 1,3-beta-D-glucan synthase activity.